Molecule: messenger RNA, 2271 nt
Organism: Rotaria sp. Silwood2
Lineage: Eukaryota; Metazoa; Rotifera; Eurotatoria; Philodinida; Philodinidae
Source: the annotation of a GenBank genome assembly
AUGUAUUUUUGGUAUGCCCUAAGUAUAAAUUCGCAGAAUGUCAAUAUUGAAACACAAAUUAUUAAUACAUUACAUGAUCUAAAUGAACAUAUAUUGAAAACCGUCGAUUUUACACAAAAUUCAAAAUAUGUUAAUGUUUCUUUCUCUUAUUCUUAUUCAAAAGAAAUACGUUCAAUCAUUGAUAUGAUUAUGAAAGAUAAUACAAUCAUACUUGUUACUUCAUUCAAUAAAACAUCAAUUCGUCUUUCGAUUAAUGAAUCUAAUUUUGAGAUUUCGAAUGAAUCUUGUUUUGUUAUUGAGAAUAUGCCAUGCUGUGACUUUAAUGAAACUGUUGAGAAGUAUAUUCAUGAAUUUAUAAUUGGUUAUUUUGGUUAUACAUAUAUUAAAGAAGUUCAACUUGGUGGUAUUAUACAACAAACAAUUGUUAUUACACAAAACGAUCGUAUAAAUUUAGAGAAAAAUGGAUUUAAUAUAUCGAACCAUGUAUGGAUGAGAGAUGUUGCCAAAGAACUUUUUUCAAUUCAAAUGAAAUUAAAUCGAACACAAACAUAUGAUAAAAUGUUAAUGAAUAUUUCUAAUAAGUAUUUCACUAAAAGAAAUGUUAUGAUAUAUGGUGGUAAUAUUUCAAUAAAAUCGUUUGAUGAUUGGUAUAAGUCAGUAUUAGAUAAUCCAGUCCUUGUGAAAUUUAGUAUUUCUACUAUUUUUGAAUUGUUAACGAAUGGUCAUUUUCCUACUGAUUCAUAUAUUGUCCAAAAAGCUGCAUUAAUCAAAUUAGCUGUUGAUCGAUAUUUAUCAAAUCGAGUAUAUUGUUAUAAUCAAUGUACGGAUACUAUACAUGGAACAUGUAUUGAUAGUGGCUUUUUCCAAUUUGGUAUCUGUCAAUGCAAAUCGAUGUGGACAGGAUUUGACCGUGCUACUCCUAUUCCACAUUAUAUCGAUACACUUCACAAUAGUGUAUUACCAAUUUGGAAAACUAGAGCAGGAAGAAAUAGUUAUCCAGCGUCAAUAGGUUAUGGAAAAGGAGGAAUGAUACCAACAGAGAAAGUUUCGAAUAUUUUUGAUCACAAUAUUCAUACUAAAUAUAGAAGUUUUGGAUCAGGAUCAAAUAAUAUCAUGAGUCAAAAAACUGGUCUAAAUACAGGUUUUUAUCUUACACUCAAUGCUGGCAUUUGUAUUGUAAGUGGAUUUCAAUUUACAACUGCAACUAGUCAUCCAAACCGAGAUCCAAUAAUGAUUACACUUGAAGGAAGUAAUGCUGACAAAUCUUUGUUAACAUUUAGUAUCAGUUGGUCAUUGAUAUACAAUGGAUCAAGUGGACUUGAAAGUGAUCCAGGUCGAGGUAAAAGAGGUGUUCUUCAAAUAUUCAACAAUAGUCAACUUUAUCGAAGCUAUCGUCUAUUGGUUGUAUUAAAACGAGGAGUUGAAAGUGGAGUACAUUAUUCGGAAUUUCCAUUCUAUGGUCAUUCAUGUUUGCCAGAAUCGCAUAGACGAACAGAAAAUAUGGUGAAGAUAGCGAUGACACAAACGACAAGUGCAUAUAUGACAGUUACCAGUGAUUAUUCGCAGCCAUUGAUAUCAACAACAUCAAUUAAUAUGAAUAUGAAAAAUACGUUUCCUAACCAAACGAUUGAAGCAGGUAGAACAAGUUCCGUGUCAUAUAUUAGUAGUGGAACUGGAAUAUCCCAAUCGUAUUUCGACAUCGCUUAUAGAUUCAACACAAUGAUGGUAAAUAUGGGACAGGGAACUUACGUUACCAAUGUGAAUUUUUCCGGACCAGAAGGUCAUAUAGGAGUAUUACUCCCUCCAACAAAACCAUUUAGCAAAGAUAUCGAUUACGUAUUCUACUUUUUCGGCGGUCCUGGUAUCUUGCCGCCCUUGAUCAAUAGCUUCAUUGCUGCUAAUCUUCCAGCUAUUGUCGCGUAUGUGUCCACUAAUUCACUCUCUAUUAAUCUCGAUGAUGCUAUAAAAUUAACCAUAAAAAACCUUGAUCUCACUCCGCAAUCAAUCUAUUGCAGUUAUGCUGCUCUAUCACCAGUCGAUUAUCAAGAAAACAAUCUACAGUGGUACAUCAAUAUGAUCCUCAACUUAAAUGGUAAGAUUUUUGCUUCUAUAAUGUAUCAUGGCAUGAGUAUGGAUUUUAAUGUAACUCUCAGUGCCGCUUCCAUGUUGAUGCAAACAACAAUCAACAUCAGUGAACAUCAAGGUUUCUCUUGUAUAGCAACACGGUUGGCAUUUCCAUUCAGAGUUUCAGUAUUAAUAAUGAAUUUGUAA